AUGUCGGCACCCGGCCUGGAUUCGGCGCCUGGUUCCGCCGUUCAAUAUGCCUACAUGUUUGAGAAGAACAAGGGCCCGACAAAGCAGCUCGACGCCCUCUUGAGGGCCAUCGCCCGCCACACUAUCCUCGAGCUUGGCGACAAGACCGACUCCUACCUGACGCCCACCAAGCUGGCCGCAUUCUACCAGGCCGUCGGCGGUGACUAUGACACCCUCUUCGUCGAUACGCCUUACGCCUCCCUCUCCUUGAUCUGGCAGGCCACUGGCUGCCAGCACACGCUUCAACCUACCCACGAUGACUUCGCUCCGCCUAUAAUCCCCGCCCUAACUAUGCGAGGUUUCUCGCGCUGGGAGUCGCUUGAGAUCUUACUAGGUCCUGAGGAGCAUGUCCCGUUUAUGCAGUAUGCAGUUAAAAACUGGGACUUAAGGCACCCCGAGACAGGCGAGGCCUUUCCACCUGACUUGCCAGCCUGUAUGUUCCCUACCGAGGCCGACAUAGACGUCGACCGUUGGCAUAAGUCUUGUGCCGCGAAUGCCACUGGCAGCCACCAGCAGCCCGAGCCUAGCCGGCCAGGACGGUCUCCGCACCGCGAUGACGCCGCCAAAGAACGAAUAAGGCGGCGGCGGCGUCCGCGGACCUUACGCCGAUUUAUGCCUCCUGCUGCACCUUUACCACCGUCGGCCACCCAGAACGUAUCAACUUUAUCUCACUCGCAUGAUUCAGACAUACGGUCAGACGAGACCAAGAAGCGCAACGAGCCAAGCCCGCUUGGCUCGCUGCGUGAUAAGUUGAGCGAGGCCGUCUCAAGCAUGUUACCCAACCGACUGACAUCGGAUCGGCCCAUGACCAGAUCUUCGUUUGACCGAGUACGCGGUCAAGAUACAAGCGAACCACUCCAUGCAACGGAGAGGAAGGAGGCAAAUAGCGUGCCUGUCAGCGCUGACAGCGGGACAAGCAGCAACAUCAAGAGUCUAACAUCAAUCAGCAAUAGCACCUUGAGUCCAUCGAGCAGCAUACGAGAAGUACUGGCGCACGAGAAUGUCGAUGUGCUCGCCACCUUUUUGGAACAGCGCUUCACUCAGAUUGCACGCGGAGAUUAUGCCUGGAUGGCCGAGCUUAGAGAUGUUGGAUACACUCACGCUGAGAUUGCCCAGCUGCUCUACGAGAGGACUCACGACUCCCCAUGGAUCUACUUUGAACCAAAAGAUAUUCCGUCGGCCGAAGUCAUGCCCGGCCACCACUUGGAUGGCUGCGCGCAUCGCAUCUCGGGAACCUUACCCGGUAGAGAUCGUGUUUCUUGGCCACCACCGAGGUCAGAUCAGGACCGGGAACUGAUACGAAUAAUCGAAGAGCUGUGUGGGCUGGGAGGCGUUUGUCCAUCGUCGCGAGACGCGGCGUCUUGGAAUCGAACGACUGAGUUCCAAGAGCAGAAUUCAGUUGCAUUACUCCGCUAUCGAGCACCAACAUCAAUCACCCGGCCCACCACUUCCGACACUCUAUCUCAGCUGAUUCAAGUCGGCUUGAGAUUCAAUACCGCCGUUCGCGCAAUCCAGGACGCUGGGCUUUGCUGUAACUCCUUCACUGUGUUAGGCAUCUGCAAAACACCAUCAGAUGCCACUGGUCAUCAGCUGCGACUGACGCGUCUCGACUUUUCGCUUGGAGGGCGCAUCAUCAACUAUCUGCGGGACUUAGAUCACCGCCGUGCCGACGACCCGGGGCGACAGCACACCAUCAGCUUGCUGCGAACACAGUCCCAGGAAAUCAUAAGCCAGGCCGUUGGUGAUAGCUACGAACACAACAUCAAUGGCGCAGACGUUUUUCACAUGUCUUCUUUGGCUCUUCAGUUUCUCUGCGUAGGCUUUCUUUCCUAUGCGCAAGCUCAUAUUGGAGCGUUACAACCCUUCUUUCUAGAUACGCCACUCCAACGGAUCGUUCUCCUUGGCACAGACAUCUCAUCUAACCCUGAUGUGUACAUUACAGCCAGACUUGUCCAACUGACUUGCCUUGCCGGUAUGUGCCAAGGCCCAGUACUUGCCUUUGAUGGUCCGACGUCACCAAAAGGCACUUCUGGAGAAUGGACUAGGAGAUACGACGUUCGCGCGCUUCCCGAGGACGUUUUGGAUACAUGGGGUCCGGGCGAGCUCGUGUCUUGGCCGGGUGAUAUAGAUUCGCCGCUUGCCAUCAAGGUUGGCGGAGGAUAUAUAAGUCCUCCAUCGCAUGGUGAUGGGACCGACAAGUAUCACUGGGACCGUUCGAUUAAGAUGCCCGCGGCGUCUUCAUCCAUAGACAUGAAGCAAGAAAUCCUCAUCGGAGGCCUGGUCACCGUCAACACCCUCUGCGGAAACGACGAGGGAACAUGUUGGAAGGCAUCAUCAAGGAGGUUUGAAGAACUCGGGACAUACAGCUCGUAUUCAGAACCGAUCGAAUACCAGCUCGGCCUUCAAGGUGGUCCUGACCACUUAGCCAUCACCACCAACAAGGUAUGGGCAAAGCGGCGGGGCAAAACAGUCAAAGCUAGGAAUCUCGAACGCGACGAUUUCAUGCUGGUGCCAUUUCUGGACUUCUACUGGGGCGUCAGGGUCAGCUUCUGCACUGGAGUGGCCCAACGUGUUUUACUGAGACAACUAGUGGCAGACCUGCUCCCAGCAUUUGCAAAGUCUCUGACGAGCAAGCAGAUGAAGGCUUGGUGGGCAGAGUUGGAGUCUGAAAACCGGAUCCUUGGAAUAUUCCAUGAUAGACAGCAGCCUCUCUCUGACUGGCUUUGUAGCCUGUCUGAGGAUCAUUACCGAUUCGUACUUGGUCUCAUCCGGCUGGUGUUGGGGACUCUUCAGGACACAGGCCUCAGUCCAGAGGGCGGCCACUUUGUGGUUGCAUGGCCCCAGGACGGCGUUGUCAACCGGUGUUUCCGGAUGUCGCUGGACGAACACAACAAGUGGACGCCGAUGCUGGCCGACUCGGACGACUGUGCGACCUUCGCGUACAUGUCCAACGUGUGCCUUGAAGCAGGGGCUAUUGUAUGCCGCGGCCCCAAUCCGACUUGGCAGGAUCGGAUAUGCCUCCUCGAAACCGCCGUGCUUUGCCCGACCAGCGCUGAGCCUUGGACAUUGUGCCACGAGCAGACGUACUUUUUUCACAAAUUGGACAACAAUCUGUUUUGGGUCAAGGCCCAGAGAGACGCUGCAAGAGAAGCAUUGCCUGUGUCCCUAAUGAGGCUCAUUUCCGUGCAGUCCCUCCCGCAGGAUAUCCGAUACAGGUUACUAUUCAAAGAGGAACAAAAGAGGCAACGACGAUUGCGCGAAAAAGAUCUUCAGUCUGUUCCCGCCGAGCUUGUGCUUAUAUUGUCUCGGAAGAUGUAG
This is a messenger RNA of Hirsutella rhossiliensis, 3357 nucleotides long. Its product is annotated as WD repeat-containing. Lineage: Eukaryota; Fungi; Ascomycota; Sordariomycetes; Hypocreales; Ophiocordycipitaceae. The transcript is spliced from 3 exons. The record is from RefSeq and is a predicted model, not a curated record. The coding region runs from base 1 to 3357 and encodes 1118 amino acids.